AUGUGCAAAUUUGGUGUAUUCUCUUUAAUAUUGUUAGUAGCUGCGCUACAAACUUCGUUCGGAUUAAAAGAAGGCGAAUGUGAAGUAUGUGUAAAAACUGUAGAUAAGUUUGCAGCCACGUUAUCAGAUGAUGUGAAAAAAGACCCUAAAAAAAUCGAAUUAGAAUUUAAGAAAUUUUGUAAAGGAAGCAAGAACAAGGAGAAUCGAUUUUGCUACUACUUGGGAGGCUUAGAAGAAUCGGCAACCGGUAUAUUGGGUGAACUCUCGAAACCUUUGAGCUGGUCCAUGCCUUCCGACAAAAUAUGUGAGAAACUUAGGAAAAAAGAUGCUCAGAUUUGCGAUCUUCGUUUCGAUAAACAAAUCGACUUAAACAAUGUAGACCUUAAGAAACUUAAAGUGAGAGAUUUAAAGAAGAUUUUAAACGACUGGGACGAGGUUUGCGACGGUUGUAUCGAAAAGACGGAUUUCAUUAAGAGAAUAGAAGAAUUAAAACCCAAGUACAUGGGAAGAUCUGACUUGUAA
Molecule: messenger RNA, 522 nt
Organism: Danaus chrysippus (African queen)
Lineage: Eukaryota; Metazoa; Arthropoda; Insecta; Lepidoptera; Nymphalidae
Source: the annotation of a GenBank genome assembly